This is a messenger RNA of Candidozyma pseudohaemuli, 1800 nucleotides long. RefSeq names its product Sko1p (gene SKO1). Gene Ontology annotation, biological process: regulation of transcription by RNA polymerase II. Gene Ontology annotation, molecular function: DNA-binding transcription factor activity, RNA polymerase II-specific; RNA polymerase II cis-regulatory region sequence-specific DNA binding. Bases 1 to 1800 code for a protein of 599 amino acids. NCBI's taxonomy places the organism in Eukaryota, Fungi, Ascomycota, Pichiomycetes, Serinales, Metschnikowiaceae. The record is from RefSeq and is a predicted model, not a curated record. The transcript has 2 exons.
AUGUCCAGUGAACUGAAGAACUCGUUCGACUUAGAGUUGAACCCGUUCGAAAGAUCCUUUGCCCCUUCAGAUAACCAUAUUCGUGCUGGUGCAGCUCCACAGGCCCCUACGGGCAUGGCUCCCGGAGAGCCACCUUUGCCCAACGGCCAGAAACCCAAGAAUAUCGAAAAGACUGAAGGAACACCUACACUGCUGGCUUCCUCCAAGUUAGAACAUGCUCCCUCGGCCCAGUCUACGGCUACUCUGGCUCUGCCCGUGCCUGACCAGACUGAGAAUAAGGAACCUGGAUCGGCCGGGUCUAACAAACACAACCUCCGUCUUCUGAACUUCCAGAGCGUUGCUGCCUCUGAAAACCGCUUACCUGGCCUUACGCCUCCUAUUUUCACUCCAGGUGGCCGUCGUCUUCCUCCGAUCCAUCUCUCUCCAAAUGCGGCGAUGGGAACACCCGAAACUCCCGGAUCAAGUCUUUGGAGCAGCUUGCUAAAUGCAACCAACGGCCAGGGCGGCCACGAGGGCCAGCAGGGCCUGAACCUGAACUACGCACAGUUUGCCAAUAUGAUGAGAAAGCUGGGACUCACACCCAACGAGCUGAACCUACGCCUGGGCUUCACUCCUGGCGUGGGUCAGCAGACGUUCAACUUUGGUCAUAUCCCAGGACUCACCCCUGGCGGCUUAAGCAACGGCCAAAUGACGCCUGGAUUGCUGAGCUUUUUGGGUCUUUCUCAUCAAGGCAACCAGGAAGGUCCCUCGAGUCAGAACCAGCCGGUGCACCUCAACCACGCCCCGGUCAGGCAGACACAGCUGUACCAGCCUCCUCCUCAGAGCCGUCCUGCUCCCGUGCCUGCUCCACAACCUUCGGCAUCUGCUCCUGCUGCCGGUGCUGCUCCAUCUGCUCCCACAGAGCCUGAACCUACUUUCGCUAUUCCUACAGAACCGCCUAGACCUAUGCCUGUGGUGAAGCAGGAGGAGGAUACCAAGGUGAAGGAGCCACCGGCAAAGAAAGCUAAGGCUAACCCUCGGGCCAAGAAGGAAAAGAAGAAGGAAGAGAAGAAGAAGGCGCCCACGCCAGUGGACGAGGAAGAAGAAAAGAGAAAGCAGUUCUUGGAACGUAACCGUGUGGCUGCGUCCAAGUGUCGUCAGCGUAAAAAGCAGCUUUUCCAGAAAAUGGAGGAUGAGUUGGCCUUCUACUCCACAGGUUACCGAGAGUUGUCUGCGCAGGUGACCCAGCUCAGAGAACAGCUUCUCACGCUACGAGGCGUGGUGACAAGCUUGAAGAACCUGCCUGUGUUGAUCAACGCCGUUGGCGGGUACCAGCAGUUGCAGAACAUAAUUGGCCAGACAGACUACAUUGCUCAGGCAGCAGUAAAUUCGCAGCCAAAUUUCCACCUGAUACCCAGCACGAUACCCACCACGCUAAAUGCUUCUCUGCAACCGCUGCAGCAGCUGUCACCCCAAACCAACAAGGCAGGCAUGAAAUACAUGGGGCCUCAGGGCCAGGCCGCCCCUGAAGAGCAGCCACAUAUUCAAGGCGACAGACGGCGUCUAGUGCCGGGAUCCAACGGCUUGAUGCCGUAUCAAGAUCCCAACGGCGGUCAAAACGUGACGAUCCCCGCGGAAGCUCCCGUGGAAGAAGUCCCUCGUCACUUCUCCGGUGAAAUGAACGGUAUGGCCAACAUGCAACCAGUUGACCAAAGCGGACUUCGAAACCUGAGCAGCACCUCAAACUUGCAGAACAAGCAGAUGGAGCAGGGGUACCAGGGACUACGAAACGUGGCUUCGAUGGCGAAUCUCCAGCACUAG